UUUGCUUGCGUACGGUUUGCUGUGUGUCGUCUAUUUUUUGGCAUGACGCAUUUGAUAAUACUAUAAAAAAAAUAUAAUAUAGAAAUAACUAGUUCGUCAAGUGCAAUUAAAAUGUGGAAGUCUAUGAAGUACCAAAAACAGCUCGGCCAAAGGUAUCAGCUGUGCGCUGGGCGGCCGUUAUCUGUGGGCACGGCACUGAAGCAGCAGACCCACUUGGAAUUGUUGGACACAACGCCAACGCGCACCGAUGAGGAGUGGCUGCAGGCAAAACCCUAUGCAGCAGUGCCUGGACCGGGCACAUGUCGUGUGUUAUCCUACUUCCUGCCAGGCGGCAAGCUAUACAACACGAAUCUGAUACAAAUGAAUCGUCGCAUGCGUGAGUGGUAUGGCGAUAUAUAUCGCUUUCCGGGCAUGUUGGGCAAAAAGGAUGUCAUCUUCACCUACAACCCAAAGGACUUUGAGUCGACCUACAGAAAUGAGGGCAUUUGGCCCAUACGCAUUGGCCUGGAGAGUUUCACCUACUAUCGCAAGGUGCAUCGGCCGGAUGUGUUUGGCGGCAUUGGCGGCUUGGUUUCAGAACAAGGCAAAUCAUGGUCGGACAUACGCAACAAGGUGAAUCCGGUGUUGAUGAAGGUACAGAACGUCAGGCAGAAUCUGCCACAAAUCGAUCAGAUAUCCAAAGAGUUUAUAGACAAGCUGGAAACCCUACGUGACCCUUCAACGCACACACUCAAUGCGGACUUUCACGAGCAGAUCAAGAUGUGGGCCUUCGAGUCCAUUAGCUAUGUGGCGCUCAAUACACGCAUGGGCUUGCUGACCGAUCGGCCGGAUCCGAAUGCCGCACGCCUAGCUCAGCAUAUGUCGGACUUUUUCAACUAUAGCUUCAAGUACGAUGUGCAACCGUCUAUUUGGCCGUAUUACAAGACGCCUGGCUUCAAGAAAUUCCUAGAGACCUACGAUCACAUCACAGAGAUUACGACCAACUACAUAGAGACGGCCAUCGAGCGCUUCAAGCAAGAGGAGCAGCACACGGGCAACAAGUGCGUCCUGGAGCAGCUGUUGGCUCUCAACAAACAGGUCGCUGUGGUUAUGGCCAUGGAUAUGUUGAUGGCUGGCUUGGAUACGACCUCCUCAGCCUUUGUGACCAUUCUGUAUCAUCUUGCCCGCAAUCCCGUCAAGCAAACGCAGCUGCGUCGCGAGCUGCAGCGCAUUUUGCCCAGAUCCGAGGACGUUCUAACCGCUGAGAAUACCAAAAAUAUGCCUUAUUUGCGCGCCUGCAUUAAGGAGGGCCUCAGGAUUACCUCCAUAACGCCGGGCAAUUUUCGCAUAACCACCAAGGAUCUGGUGCUCUCCGGCUAUCGCGUGCCACGCGGCACGGGCGUGCUCAUGGGCGUCCUGGAGCUCUCCAAUAGCGAUGAGUACUUUGCCCAGAGCGCACAGUUUAUUCCGGAGCGCUGGCUGAAACCAGACACCGAUGGGGACACACAAUCGUGUCCGGAGGCGCGCAGCCGCAAUCCCUUCGUAUACCUACCCUUUGGCUUUGGACCGCGCACGUGCAUAGGCAAGCGCAUUGCUGAGCUGGAGAUAGAGACGCUGCUGGUGCGUCUGUUGCGCCGCUACCAGGUCAGCUGGCUGGGCCAGACGCCGCUGCAAUAUGAGAGCACCAUUAUACUCUCACCACACGGGGAUAUACGCUUCAAGUUUGAGCCAAUUCCUGAUUAGAGAUUUGAAAAACGUGAUUGGGCACAAUCCAGUUGGGAUUAAUUGGCAUGCAAUAUUCUAGGAAUUACCUGCGGCCGCCGUAUUGUUGUACAGAUGCGUGUUCAUCAUGGCGGCGCUCAAAUGACCCGGCGAGGAUUUCCAUUGCUCCUGCUUCGCGGCGAUUGCAGCUGUUGGAUUAGAGUUAGAGCGGGAAGAGAAAAAGAAAAGAUUGGGUAUGUCAGGGCAGGGUUUUGGCCAAAAGCUCACAAAUUAACUAAAAACAAAACUCUUAAGGAAAUUUGGUAUUAAUUUUCUCUUUCGGUUGGACAAAGCAAAUAAAGGACUGGUUUCUGGGCACAAUUAUUAUUCUGUAUUUCAGUUUAUCGUUUAUCGUUUCAUCCACCAAAAACUUCAAAAUCUUAUCGCUUAAAUCGUUAAU
Drosophila virilis is the source of this 2140-nucleotide messenger RNA. It is a transcript of the gene Cyp12b2, whose product is annotated as Cytochrome P450 12b2. The record is from RefSeq and is a predicted model, not a curated record. NCBI's taxonomy places the organism in Eukaryota, Metazoa, Arthropoda, Insecta, Diptera, Drosophilidae. Gene Ontology annotation, molecular function: iron ion binding; oxidoreductase activity, acting on paired donors, with incorporation or reduction of molecular oxygen; heme binding.